This is a messenger RNA of Aspergillus fischeri NRRL 181, 1227 nucleotides long. RefSeq lists its product as uncharacterized. NCBI's taxonomy places the organism in Eukaryota, Fungi, Ascomycota, Eurotiomycetes, Eurotiales, Aspergillaceae. Bases 1 to 1227 code for a protein of 408 amino acids. The transcript is spliced from 5 exons. The record is from RefSeq and is a predicted model, not a curated record.
AUGAAGGCACUAUCACGGGUGAAGAACUUGUCAACAGUUGGAUUGACCAAAGGCUUCGCGAGUACAAUUUCAACCGCUCCCGAUACCCAUGGUAAUCUUCUGUCUUCGGAUGAAGUACUAGAACUCGCCAUCAGCGAGGAAAUCUUCACCAUACUUAAACAACGCUAUAGGUUUGCUGGCGUGAUAGAUGCCUGGGAAUAUCGCGCCUCGGCUGGAUUUGAGACACGUCACAUCGAAUAUGAUGAAGCUACUGGAGAAGUCAAAUUCAUCACUUUAAUCGUUUCUAUUCGACUCUCAACUAGCUUCGCCUCUGUUUUCGCCAUCAACCAUGAAUUCAACAGCAAGACUACUUCGAUCCUCGGAUUGCGAACUAGUCCUGGCGAUCGAGACAUUAUUCAGAAGGUCCAGGAGUCUUACAAAGAUAUGAUCGGACAACCUCUUUUCGUUCCUACUGUCUUACUCGAAGCAAGCCUAGCUGCGAACCGACGCUACGUUGAAAAGGUUCGCCGCGAAUUGGGAACGAUUGAAAGAGCAACAGGGUACCAUGGAUGGCUAGAGAUUCCUGGAACAGAAGCCCUUACACUCAAUAACGAGCUUUCAAAAAUGGCACACGCGACGAAACAACAAGUGUCAAUUUCCCUUCGUCGCCUGAGUUUCCUUCAGUGCUACCUCAAAUCCAUUCAGGAGACACAUGACCAAUUGGGACAUACAAUCAGCAGCUCUUUCACCCAGGCUGCCCGCUCUAUCAACCAGUACGAGCAAUGGCUUCAUAAUAUCGUGUUGUUACUGGCGCAGCGCGAAGCUGAUCUGGCCUACUAUGAGCGGCGGGCCGAGAAUCAGAUAACUGUGAUUCACACCCUUUUAUUUCAAAAGGAUGGCAUGCUGGCUUUAUCGGUUGCUAGACGAUCACAAGAAAUUGCCGAAGGGGCAAAGCGUGACAGCUCUGCAUUGAAGUCACUCAACAUACUUGCAUUUCUAUUUUUCCCCCCAACAUACAUAGCUACCCUAUUUGCCCUUCCUCAUUUUGCUGGGGCGCCACUGUAUACUUACUGGGUUACAGCUAUUUCACUGACACUCUCUAUUUUUGUUCCCUGGUUUUACUGGACGUUCGUCCAGCACCGCGAAAUUCCUUGUGAUGCAAUUCCGAAUAUUUCCAAAAAUAAGGAUAUGCCAUUCCACGGAAUCAUGCUAGAAGGCAGGGAGCAGCAUACCUACCGUUUUGUUUGA